CCAGUCGCCGAAAAGAAGUUCGACCCUGAGAGCGGCCAGGUUUACUCUGAAGUUGAGGUUCGCGCGAGCGGCAACAAGCAUCUGGAUUGGAUACGCGAGUUUAAUACGCCUCGUGCGGUCAUAAAACCUCUGCCGAAUGCCAAGGGUGCUCGUUCCCUGGCGGAAGUCGCAAGGGCGAAAGUGGUCACAGAGUUCUCUAAUCUAACACCAGAACACUUUGCCAGCAUACCGUGGACGAUGGCGGAAAUUAUCUGGGACCACGUAGUGGCAACGCGAGCUGAGACCUUCCACGCCUGGAGGACUCUCGCCACGGUGUAUCCCGAGGCGGAGGAGUUUGGUCAGCGGCACUAUCGAUACUUCAUACGCCUCAAGCAACCAUCGUUGCCAUUGACGGACUACUACAGGGGUAUUACGUCCCCGGAGCUGAAAUGGCUCACUUGCGUUCGCCUCUGUCCCCAACAGCUACUCACCCAAGAUCUCGUGUCCGUUCACACAAUCACGAAUCUUGCAGUUCUCGACGUUUCUAACACCGGCAAUGAGUAUAGCGAAGUCGGCUCGAGCUUUGACGAACGACUUUUGUUGUCAUGGACACAACUUGCGGCCUCAGGGCAAGCAUUCCAGCACCUUCGGGUUCUGAUGUUUGGCUGGCAAGCAAACUUGGACCGAUGGAUAUUCAAAUACACGCAUCAUUUCCCGUCUCUUUGCCAUAUCAUUGUGACUGAUUGUCCGCACAUGCAUCAAAAGAACAGGGCUGUGUGGGAGAAGACGUCUCAAACAGCGGGGUGGGAAGCGAGACACGCAAAGCGGAGUGCUAAAGGCCUCCGGCCCGUAAUUAGGAGCGAAGAUUUCCACGCUGGCUCGAUAUCAGGGUGUUACUACGAGAGUCAAGACUUGUUCAACCAGCUGGGCCAUAGCAGACGACCCAAUCUUGAGCAGCAACUUCCGAUACUCGAAGUCUGGUUGGGAACUCCCCGUCCGUGGUCGCAUAUUGUCGACGAUUUCCCUGGUACGUACACU
This is a messenger RNA of Cladophialophora yegresii CBS 114405, 1017 nucleotides long. RefSeq lists its product as uncharacterized. NCBI's taxonomy places the organism in Eukaryota, Fungi, Ascomycota, Eurotiomycetes, Chaetothyriales, Herpotrichiellaceae. The annotation marks the transcript as partial. The record is from RefSeq and is a predicted model, not a curated record. The transcript has 2 exons.